Molecule: messenger RNA, 485 nt
Organism: Teleopsis dalmanni
Lineage: Eukaryota; Metazoa; Arthropoda; Insecta; Diptera; Diopsidae
Gene: Cpr78Cb
Product: pupal cuticle protein Edg-78E
Exons: 2
Coding region: 1-426 (141 amino acids)
Cellular component (GO): chitin-based extracellular matrix
Molecular function (GO): structural constituent of chitin-based larval cuticle
Source: RefSeq, a predicted model, not a curated record
AUGGAAUACGUUUUCAUCGAACCACAGUAUGUAUUUUUAGUGUUCACACUGGCGGCGACUUACACAAGCGUCCUUGGCGUUGAACUUGCGGAUAAAGAUGCGCUGAUUACGCUCUUUCGUGUAGCGCCCACAGAUGAAUUAGGCAUCUAUAAAUACGCCUAUGGCACGAGCAAUGGGAUUAAUGUGCAAGCUGCUGGCAGUGCUUUGGAGCAAAUAGGCAUCUUUAGUUAUGUCUCACCGGAGGGCACACCAAUCGAGGUGCGCUACAUAGCCGAUGAGUUGGGCUUCCACGCUGUCGGUCGUCAUUUGCCACGACCACCCAGCAUACCGGAUUAUAUAUUGCGUUCAAUCGAAUAUAAUCGACGACAUCCCGAUUCGGAGUAUCGUGGCUGGAAAACGCCACCAAAGCAUCGACGUUCAAUUUGAAUUCUAAACUAUUUCAUGUUUUAAGUUUAAUUUAAUGAAAAAAUUUAGUUUCUAUUUUA